Molecule: messenger RNA, 998 nt
Organism: Lytechinus pictus (painted urchin)
Lineage: Eukaryota; Metazoa; Echinodermata; Echinoidea; Temnopleuroida; Toxopneustidae
Product: small ribosomal subunit protein eS4-like
Exons: 6
Coding region: 18-806 (262 amino acids)
Biological process (GO): translation
Cellular component (GO): cytosolic small ribosomal subunit; ribosome
Molecular function (GO): structural constituent of ribosome; RNA binding
Source: RefSeq, a predicted model, not a curated record
CCUCUCUCUCUUUUUUUAUGUUACAGGCACGCGGGCCAAAGAAGCAUCUGAAGCGGUUAAAUGCUCCCAAGCAUUGGAUGCUUGGGAAGCUCAAUGGAAAUUAUGCUCCCCGUGCAUCAACUGGACCUCACAAGUUGAGAGAAUGCCUUCCUCUCAUCAUCUUCCUCCGCAACCGUCUCAAGUACGCCCUGACCUACGUUGAGACCAAGAAGAUCAUGAUGCAGCGUCUGAUCAAGGUCGACGGCAAGGUGCGCACUGACAUCACCUACCCGGCUGGAUUCAUGGAUGUGAUCUCCAUCAACAAGACUGGAGAGAACUUCCGUCUCAUCUACAAUGUCAAGGGACGCUUUGUUGUCCACAGGAUUGGCAGCGAAGAAGCCAAGUUCAAGCUGUGCAAGGUGCGCAAGGUAUGGACCGGACCCAAGGGUAUUCCCUACCUCAGCACCCACGAUGCUCGCACCAUCCGUUACCCUGACCCCCUGGUGAAGGUCCACGACACCAUCAAGGUCGACAUCUCUACCGGCAAAAUAACAGAUCACAUCAAGUUUGACAGUGGUCACAUGUGCAUGAUCACCGGAGGUCGUAACUUGGGACGUGUUGGUACCAUCACCCACAGGGAGAAGCAUCCUGGAUCCUUCGAGAUCGUCCACGUCAAGGACGCCUCAGACCACACCUUUGCCACUCGUCUCUCCAACGUGUUUGUGAUCGGCAAGGCAAACAAGGCCUACAUCUCCCUCCCCAAGGGCAAGGGAAUCCGUCUCACCAUCGCAGAGGAGCGCGAGAAGAGGAUCGCCCAGAGGAAUUAAGCGACCAAUCCCUUUGCGAAGCAACCGUCAUGGAUUCCACAUCCUCAUGAAUUUCCUCAACAUCACAAACUCUAAACUAUUCAGUGAUCCGUUUCAUUCGUCCGUAUCCAACUAUCCAUUCUGAAUUGCGACAUGGCUAGAGGUGUUGAACAAAGACAAUUCAAACACACAAAUAAAUAUGUGACACAACAA